AAAUAUAUUUACAAUUUUCUUUUCAGCGUGGAUCUGAUGAGCUUCUUCCUUCUGGUAUCACAUACGGGACUCUUACGAUGAGCAAUCCUACUCCUGCUACUGCUAAUGGGAAUGACAACAAGAAAUUUAAAGGAGACAGAUCUCCCUGCUCCCCUUCUCGAGUUCUUCAUCUUCGUAAAAUUCCAAAUGAUGUCACUGAAGCAGAAGUAAUUUCUCUAGGUGUACCUUUUGGCAAAGUAACUAAUCUCUUGAUGUUGAAAGGAAAAAGCCAGGCUUUUCUAGAAAUGGCUUCAGAAGAAGCUGCUGUUACUAUGGUGAACUACUACACUCCUGUUACUCCUCACCUUCGCAGUCAGCCUGUUUAUAUUCAGUAUUCCAAUCAUAGAGAACUUAAGACUGACAAUCUACCAAACCAUGCUAGAACUCAAGCUGCAUUGCAAGCAGUGAAUGCUAUGCAGUCUGGAGGCAUGGCCCUCACAGGUGCUCCAAUUACUGAGAGUGGGCUGCCUCCUGGUCAGAGUUCGGUUCUUCGAAUUAUUGUGGAAAAUCUCUUCUACCCUGUUACUCUAGAAGUGCUAUGUCAGAUCUUCUCCAAGUUUGGAACAGUUCUGAAGAUCAUAACUUUUACAAAGAAUAAUCAAUUUCAGGCCUUGCUUCAAUAUGCUGACCCUUUGAACGCACAGUAUGCCAAAAUGGCUCUAGAUGGUCAGAAUAUCUAUAAUGCUUGCUGCACUCUUCGUAUUGAUUUCUCCAAGCUAACAAGCCUUAAUGUAAAAUAUAACAAUGAUAAGAGCAGAGACUUCACACGUUUGGACCUUCCUUCAGGGGAUGGGCAGCCUUCACUUGACCCUACUAUGGCUGCUGCUUUUGGCACUCCAAGUAUCAUCUCCUCACCAUAUGCAGGGGCAGCUGGCUUUGCUCCUGCCAUUGGCUUCCCCCAAGCUGCAGGUUUAUCGAUCUCGGCUGUUCCUAGCGCACUUGGCCCUCUUGCAAUUUCCACCUCUGCAAUGACUGGGCGGAUGACUCUUACAGGAGUUACAGGAUUGCCUGGAAAUUCUGUGUUACUUGUUAGCAAUCUCAAUCCUGAUGCAAUCACACCAGAUGGGCUUUUUAUCUUGUUUGGUGUUUACGGUGAUGUCCACCGUGUAAAAAUCAUGUUUAAUAAGAAGGAAAAUGCCUUAGUUCAAAUGGCAGAUGCAACUCAAGCCCAAUUAGCCAUGAAUCAUUUAAAUGGACAAAAACUGUAUGGGAAAGCGCUCCGUAUUACACUUUCAAAGCAUCAAACAGUACAGCUCCCUCGUGAGGGUCAAGAGGACCAGGGUCUAACCAAGGACUAUGGUAAUAGCCCUUUGCAUCGCUUUAAGAAGCCUGGCUCCAAAAACUUCCAAAAUAUCUUCCCUCCAUCUGCCACUCUUCAUCUCUCCAACAUUCCGCCUUCUAUCACAGUUGAUGACCUGAAGAAUCUUUUUGCUGGUACUGGGUGUAUUGUGAAAGCCUUCAAAUUCUUUCCAAAAGACCGCAAAAUGGCUCUUAUCCAAUUGGGCACUAUGGAAGAAGCAAUCCAAGCCCUUACUGAGCUUCAUAAUCACGAUCUUGGAGAAAAUCAUCACCUCAGAGUUUCCUUUUCUAAAUCUACAAUCUGAACCUGAUGCAUUGAGGACCUUUUGGAGUUCAGCGUGUGUGCCCAUAGUUCCAGUAAAAAUUUCAGGCAGAGACUGUAACAGGCCAAACCAAUGCUGCAUCCUUGAACAAUGAAACUUGUGUGAUUCAUGUGUAAUUCUAGACAUUGUAACAAAUAAUGGGUUUAUCUUUUGCUGUAAUGGCAAAUAGUCCUCCACAAAAAAAUUCUGUUAAUAAUCUACCUUCUUUAGUAGAACCCAUCUUUUCUUUUCCUUUUUGGUGAUUUCAGGAACAUAAUCAAGCUUUUAUUCCCAAACAAUAUUUGUGUUCUUGUGUUCAAACAAUGUGAUCGAUGGAAUGUUUUAAAAAUAAUUUUGGGAAAUUACUUUAUACAUCAGUUACAUUCAAUAUAUUUUUGUUGGGAAUAGGUGUUUUUUACCAAUUAAUGUUUUAAUCAUCCUCUAUUGAAAAUAUUGGAGGAAAGGCCGUGCCUUAUUUCUCCUUGGAGUAAUAUAAUGAUAUCCAAUUAAUUCUGUAACCCACACAGGCAAAUUGUCCUAAGGUGACCAUGUUGACAGUUCUAACUAGGCAUUACAUCAGAGUGUGAGAGAUAACUGUUGUUACUAUGGAUGAAGUGUAAUAAGAUAUUGGAGAAAAUGAAAGAAGAAAUAGUCCUGAUUUCAAGUUUUGUACAUUUCUUUCAGAAAAAUAAUUGUUUACACUCCUAAGGAAAAAAAUCAGGUCUGUCAUAUGGUUUGACAAAUUUUUAGAAAGGUUAUUUUUUGGUAAGGUCUUGUUUAAAUAUAAAAUUAAACCUCAAGGGUUUUUUGUACCACUAUAAUCUCUAAUACUUAAAUCAAAAUUAUUGUGAAUUUACUUAAUUUCUUAUGUGCCUUAUUAUGUGCUUAUAAUGAUAUAAUAGUUUAGAGUUUUAUCUGAAGUAUCUUUAACUGUACUGUGGCUUUGUGAAAUUUUCCCCCUUUGUCUUAGUUUUUAAACAUUUGGUGAUUUUAAAGAUGUUUUUAAUAAGUAAUAGUCAAAUCAGAUUUUGGUGCUUUGGUAUAGGGAUGGGUAGGUUGGGAAUGAAGAUAACUCAGUGCUCCUGCAUCUAGGCCUCUUUACAAUAUUUUAGGGGUUGCAGUUGAGUGAUGCCCUUGUUGGGCUUUAGAGAAUGUUCUCAGUGUCUGGUUGUUAUGUAACAGUUGAGUUAUUGACUCUGAGAAUAUUUUGCCUCAGGAUUCUUUUCACCCAACAGUAAUGGGCUUGUUGUGCUCGGUGCAGAUGGGUUUGCAUUCACAAAUGUCAAAACUUCAGGAGUGAAUGUUCACUCCUUUUAGAUGCAAUCUUAACUAUUUUUUUGUGAAAUAUAGGUAUACUCAAGUUAUUUCUAUGAUUGUAAUACAAUGUUUUUAGAGGAGUCUCACGAUGUUACGUCUACUGAAAAAAAAUGCAUUGUUUUAUAAAAUAUUCCUCUUGUCAGUAAGGAUGGUAAAUCCUUUCCAUUGAUUUGAAAAUGGAGAUAAAGAUUUAGAAGAAAAAAAUGGAACAUGAUAAUAUGACGUGUGCUCAUUGUCUUUGGAAUGUUUAGUAAAUCAGGUUGUUCUGUGAAUACCAACUUUUGCUUGGCAAAAAGAAUUUCACAGCUUUAGAUCAAUCUCUAAACUCCUUUAAAAUGACAAAAUUAUAAGUUACCUUUGAAAUGCAAGUUUCUUACUAACCUUGCUGUAGCAUGAAAGGAUACGCAGUGAGACACUGGCUGCCUUAAAUUUAUGUAGUUGUGCGUGGAAGAUAGUUGAUAAUCACAAUUUGGACACUUGAUUAGCAUGUAUUUGUUUUGUUUUGUCAACAUAUUUGUUUCUUCAUGUAAAGCUACAUUAGUGUCCAGUAAGAUCUGAUCCCAUUUUAGCUAUGACUUGCAGCUGUUUGAAAAUAAUAAGUCUAUUAAAACAAGCCAACUCUAGAGUAGCAACAUAUUUUCUUAGUUUAGCAAACUGAUUAAAACGAGUGCCUGAUUCUAUUAUGGCACAUGAGCCUUAGUGUUUCCUUUCAUUCUAUCAAUUUUAGUGGACCAUGGCUCAAAAUAAGUAUAUUCAGGAUUAGCCCCUUAAGCCAUUAAAUAGCUUCUUGGAUUAGAGAACCAAUAAAUUUGCCUUGUAUUGUAACUUGCUAAAUUACUUUUAGGCUUGGUCACCAUGUGUUUAAUGCUGCUACAGAGGGGGGAUGUAGUUGGACUUGAUGAAUGUAACUGAAGCAGGAAUAAUGAGACUGAGCAUUAACAUGUAUAAUAUCAAGAGUGUUGUGUAUGAGUGUGUGUGCGCAUGUGUAUGAUGUGAAAUACCUUAUGUUUUAUGCUGAUAAACAUUGCAAGCAUUUAAUUUAUUGAUUUUACUAAUCUUAAACAAUUUUGUAGAGUUAAGAAAAAUAAAUGGUCAAUUUAAGAUUUUAAAAAAUAUCAUAGUUCCUAUAAAAGUUCCUACUUUCAGUCUUGAGUUUUUAGACCUAUGAUUAUAGUUACAUGCUGGCAAAUGUUUUGGAUUUUAUUUUGGAUAUAUUCAUAUAUUAGUGAGGUCUCAUCAUAAUUACAUUAUAUUCUGUAUAAAUCAUGGUUGUAGUGUAUGUGUGUUUAACAUUUUGAGUGAUUUUACUUGGCAAGCUUGUUUUUUCCAUGAAUUGCAAAUAUAAAAAAUGGCAGUACAAACUUUGCGUUUAAAACAGGAAUUCCAUUUAUAGCAAUAGUUAGCUUAAUUUUCUCCUUCUGUGGAAUGUUUUAGAAGGCAACCUCUUGAAUUUGGAUUAAGAUGAAAACAGAUAGUACCAUUUUCUUGUCCUUUUAUUUCUUUGCUGCAGAACAUUAGCAACAAAUAAUGUUAUCAUAGAAUACCAAGUGGUUUAAUUAAGGAUGUGGUUAUUGGGUAACAUAAUUUUUUGCAGAUAUUGCCUUAUCAAGCACCCUAGUAUAGGAAAUUAUUUGAUCAUUCUCACCACUUUUUGUUGCCUUAUCCUUUAUUUUCUGUCAAGCCGUAAAGCUCCGUGGCCCUUGCAAUUCCUUUGGAAGUGCAGUUGAAGUAACAAUCUUCCUUGUCAGGCAUUUUUGUGAUCUCUAGUAUUUGGGUUGAAGAAUUGAAGGUAAUUGGUUUUUAAUCAUAUUCAUACAUAACAGCAGUAGCAAAGGUGCUUUUUUAGUAAACCGAUUAGCACCUUUUAUUAAGAAGAAUUUGCAGUUCCAUAGAUAAACAUUUGUGGUGAAAUGCGUUCUAAAUUAUGAAUUGUGCCACAUUCCUCAUCUGAUAGCAAUGUAAGAGAGCUAAAAUUCCUUCAGAAACAACCAGGUUCAAACCUCAGGUCUGUGGAGAGGCUAAUUUGAAAUAGUAUUGGCUCAAGUUUACAAUCAAAUAAUCACCCACAGUCCUUAGGAUUUUUAUUCCUAGAGGAAAAGCCAUAAUAGUUUAACAGUGAAAUGCAAACUGGCUGUAUUUGACUAUAAACUAGGAAAAAAAUAGACUGUUUUUUCUUUCAAAAUUGGCUCGGGAAGGUUAACUGCAGUAUGUAUCCAGCAUACAUACAGAGCUGCAAUCUCUUACAGUCUCUUCAUACCAUACAUUCUGUCUUUAAUAAUAAUAAUUGGUAUAUAUACAUGCCCAAAUUUGAAUAUGGUUUAAUUUAAAUAUUGAGCCACAAUUUUUGUUUCUAUCCAAUAUAUUUGCAGGUUUCUGAAUGUCAAAGCAACAUUAAUUUGAAGCUUUGUCCUAACUUGGUUGCCUUUCCUGUUUCUCACCUUUUGUACUCUUAACUCUGCUUGAAGGAUACUCUGUAGGCUCUGUGUGCCUAUAUUUUCAAAAGUAGCCUUGAGUUGUCUGUGUAGCAUCUCUUCUUCCAGACUGAACGGUUCCACCUGCAAUGGAUACUUACUCUAAAGUUUAGCAUGUGGGGGGUAUUUUGUGAGCCAAAUCCAUUGCUGCCUAUUUAAGUAUGUCCGAGGAAGACCCUGGUGGUACUUCUGGGAAUAGCAAAUCUAAGCUGUGCCGUUCCAAUCUUCAUCCUGUCACACAUAUAUUGCUAUGUUCAAAGCAGACCUGAGUAGAUAACUGUAUUAAAGCCAUUUUGUUUGCCUUGACACUUUUGUGGACUGGUAACUUUAAUUACAACUGCCAGAUUUGAAUUGUGCUGAAAACUGUUGAAGUUUGCACACAUAUGUUUUUGAAGCAAACAAACUCCUAAUUGUCUUUGCAAAAAUCUGUAUGUAGUAUAUGAAACUGUUUUUAAUUUUUAAAGCAAAUUUUAACAAUUAGGAAUUAUUUUUUAAAAAAUGAAAGAUUCAUAAAUCUUAAUUUCAGGGUUUUACAAAGAAGAAAACAAUGGGACCAAAGUUUAUGUGCCUUCAGUAGAUUUCUGUUUUUUCCCCCCUAAUCUUUCAGUCUUUUAAAUCGAUACUCUUGUGUUCAAGGAAAUGUGUAUUUAUAUAGACUAAAAUACCAAAUGACCCAUGAACAUAUAAUGUCUAUGUGCAGUUGAUUGCUUACUGUUUCAGUCAGUUUAUAGCUCUUUUGCUGUCUACCAUUGUAACAUGAAUCAUGCUGUACCAUACAGGAGUUCCAGACAUCUGGCUUUACGGUUCUCACAGUAACCUGGAAAAUAAUAAAUGAGUGAGGAGGAUAUAUACUUCCUCUUUUAUAAGUGAGCUCUUGCAGAAAUUCCCAUUCUUGGAUUAAUGUGCAUCAUUAGUGAGGAUAGGAGGAAAACACCCAAUCAGUUAUAUUUUUAAUUCAUCUCUUUAAUUGUGGGGUUUUUUUUCCUUCCCCAAUUUGUUCUCCAGUUUCUGAACAAACAAGCCUCCCACUUUCUCAAGAUACGGUUGUUGACCAAACAAAAUGUUGCAUUAUUAGAUUGUCACCUCAUUUGCAAUGACCAAAGAUUGCUUGCUCCAGUUUUAUUGAAACAUCUUGCCAGUUCUGUCCUUGAGGUAUUUUUCUUGAAAGACUCCAUGUAAAGUGGCCUUUUAUCUGAUUGUGGGUGGUGAAUAGACUAAUUAAUUAAACAAGAGAUAAGAUUUUCUAAAAAUGUGAACCAAAUAAAAUGGUCUAAGGGAAGGGGGGGUGAGUGGAUAUUUAAUACUGUAUUCAGACAAAUAAAGGCACACAGUUAUGGGAGCCAGACAUUCCCUAAUUUUUCAUGUGUUCACAAAUCCCUUUUUAAGUUUGUAAAAAAUAUUCAUCUAACACAAGAAAAUGCUGUAAAUAUUUGUAACAACAUUUUUUUACCUGGCAAAAAAAGGUUUUUGGGAACAAGUAUAAAAUGGUUUUUAUAUUAUUAAUAAAAAGAACAUCAAUUGUCUUGUAUAUUUUGAUAAAGCAACAGUACCAGCUUUGUUUGUUAAGCAGCUUGUGGCAUUGGAGGGGAGAAAGGAUCCCGUGUUGUUGAGAUGACUUGAUGUUAUAAAUGCAAAGAAGUUGAAAUAUUAAAGAAACCUAUUUUCUAA
This is a messenger RNA of Thamnophis sirtalis, 7096 nucleotides long. NCBI's taxonomy places the organism in Eukaryota, Metazoa, Chordata, Lepidosauria, Squamata, Natricidae. The record is from RefSeq and is a predicted model, not a curated record.